ACUGGCCAAUCACGUCGAGCCACAGUGUGUUUGGAAACAACACUCCCUGGUAUUUCACAUGCCACGGACUGUGACUGUCGCUUCCCUGUCCCAACUACAAAGUAUCGCUGUGAUCAAAUGGCCUGCUACUAGCUACUCAGUAAAUCGAAUGAUUUUUUAGUACUUUAUUGUUCACUUGAAGGUUACAUUUUGUCGGACCAGCGCACAGAUCGAGAGAGAGAGAAAGAGAGAGAGGGGCGCCACACAAAACGGCAAAGAAAAUGGAUAUCCCAGGUUUUCAACAAAAGACGAUCACGCUUGUGAUUAAAGCCCCGAAUCAAGUACACGGUGACAAAACGAUCGAGGGAGUCGAGCUGAACUGGACGGUGCAGAAUCUAAAGACACACAUAUCGAACGUGUACCCCGGUAAUCCGGCUGCGGUUGAUCAGAGACUAAUCUACGCUGGAAAACUGCUCCCAGACCACUUCCACAUCCGAGACGUUUUCAGACAGACGGAUACAACUCCCACUCUGCACCUGGUGUGCUCCUUUAGGACUACUGAGGCUCAGGGAGCCAGGCCCAAGGUAAGGGGGCCGGAGCAGCCAGAGACCCAGCCCUCCUCCUCCCCUGCCCUCAGCCCACAGGUAGGCAGCAUUCCACCCCCAGUGCCUGCUGGCCCAGAGCUGAGACAACGCAGACACCCAUCCCACGACCAGGCCUCUGCCCCCACACCUGGAGAGGCCCCGACCCCCACUUUGGCACCUGGGGAGGCCAUCUGGCCUGGCACUGCAACGCCAGGAGGACCAGAGAUGACGCCCCCAGCCUUCCCAUCUUUCUCUCUCUACAGUCCCCAGCAGCUCCUCUGGUUACAGCACGUCUAUGCACGCCAGUACUACAUGCAGUACCAUGCUGCAUUAGCAGCAGCAGCCUCAACCCCAUUGGCCCCUCCCACCGUUGGACCUGCUGUUGCCGCCCACCAAGCUCCCAUCCCUGCCGCGCUGCCCAAUCAGAACCCCAUUGACAACUUGCCAGCCAAUCAGAACGCCCAGGACCCUGGAUUCAUUAACCCAGGAGCGGCCAAUCAGAACAUGCGGAUGAAUGCACAGGGCGGGCCAGUGAUGGAGGAUGAGGAGGACGUGGACCGUGAUUGGUUGGACUGGAUAUACACAGCUGCUCGAUUGGGUGUCUUCCUCAGCAUCGUCUACUUUUACUCCAGCUUGAGUCGCUUUGUCCUGGUGAUGAGCAGCCUGAUCCUCAUGUACCUACACACCGCUGGGUGGUUCCCCUUCAGGAGGAGAGCUCUGGUCCGAGGACCCAACCCCCCUCCCCUCCAGCCCCUCCAGGCUCCAGAGGCCCUGCAGAACCCGGACCGGAACCCCAUCCCACCUCAGGGGGAGGAGCCUGCUGCAGGGGAAGGGGCAGAACCAGCACUAGCUAUUGGUCCGGAGGGACAGCCUCCUCUGACAGCCGUCCUGGUUCCUCCAACCAGAGUGUCUGUGAUGUGGACGGCGUGGGUGUUCCUCAAGACGUUCUUCUCCUCUCUGAUCCCUGAGGCCCCCCAGGCCGUGGUCAACUGAUGGUGUAGUACCCCAACUGGACAGCAGGGGGAGACCAAGACCAGGACACUCUCACAGGGUGUGUCAGUCUGGCUGUUCUCCUUCAACAGAGUUCUACCAGCUAGUUCGACCGGCCCACUCAAGAGCCUAACUUCUAUAAAAACUCAAAUGACUCUAAUAAAGACCCAUGAUCUGUGCAUAAAGGCUAAUGUACUCAGCCCUGCGUCCACCUGGCUCUGCCUGGCUCUGGGGACAUGUUCACAUGAGGCAUCCUGCUGAACUGAAACUUGUCUACCAUGAAUAUUAAGACCACAGCGAAGGCUUGAGACUGUAAGGUAAUGAGUGACUGAUACAAAUGUAUUUCGAAGAUCUUGAACAAAAUACAUUGUGUUCAUAUACCGACAAAGAACUGAGGUGCCCUUGAUUUGAUAAAUCAGUUACAGUGGCAUGGAAAUGACACCCACCAUACUGCAAAAACCUGAGGUAGAUCGUAUUCCCCUCGGAGGAAUUUGACCUAGGUCUGGUGUGUAAAGUUCUGAUGUUGAUUUGAUCCUUCCGGAAGAUUCUGACCAAAACCAUGGCUGUUCUCUGCCAAACAUGAUAUGUACUGUAUAUGACUGUUGUAUCCAGAGGCCGAGUGAUGUCAACACCUCUUUCACGGUAUCACUUCCAGAUCCAUAAGAACAUAGGAUUAUUCUAUUUGUAUUGUUUUACAGAGCACUUUAUGUCCUGAAUCUUAUUAUGCAAAUGUACUGUCCGUACCAGGGGUUUGAAUAUUGGUGAGACGAGGAAUGUUUCAGGAAGUAGGUUGACUUUUGAUAUCAGCGUAAUGGAGAUCUGAGUCAGGGGCUUUGAUGGAUGGAAAUUAUGACAAGUGACAGUUCAGUUCUUGUGUGGGGCGGGGCUUAGACAGGAAGUGCAUGCUGUGUUGUGUAGAAGACAGAACCAUGUAAACAAUCUGGUCAAACUUGACACUAAGGUUACAUUAACUGCCAUGGAACUACAUAGCAAUACCUAUGGUGAAAACCUUGCAGGUGCAAAAUAAUUGCUAUAUUCUUAAAUGGUAUUAGGUUUAGGUAAUUACAAAAAUGAACACAGGCCCAGUAUGAGGGAGGGGUGUAAGGGGUAAGUGGAUGUUAUAAAAGGGCAGUUGAAGGUUGUGUAACCAAACAAGAUGUUAACAUCCACUUACCCCUGGAAAGCAUAAACUCCCCCAUACCAAGUUUCACUUGUGUUAUAACUUGUUAUAACUUCUAAAGUAAUGAGGUGGAACUACAUAGCAGUGCUUUUGUAACCACAAUGUUGUUACUAAAGGUUUUGCUAUGUAGUUACAUAGUAGUUAAUGUAACCAUAAUGUAAAGCGUUGCCAAAAAUCUUGUUACACAGAAAAGUUUCAGAUGUAUUUGUGAUUCCUUUGGAAAUGCCUCUAUAUGUACAUAAAUACUGUACACUAAGUGUAAUCUUUAAACCUGUUUAAGUUUUGAUUUUAUUCUGAAAAAAGAAGCAUUUUGGUGAAUGAUAUGAGUGCGUUGGAGAGACUUGCAAUAAAACAUGCAAUAAAUACA
This is a messenger RNA of Hypomesus transpacificus, 3100 nucleotides long. RefSeq names its product homocysteine-inducible, endoplasmic reticulum stress-inducible, ubiquitin-like domain member 1 (gene herpud1). The record is from RefSeq and is a predicted model, not a curated record. The transcript has 8 exons. Gene Ontology annotation, biological process: ubiquitin-dependent protein catabolic process; negative regulation of endoplasmic reticulum stress-induced intrinsic apoptotic signaling pathway; endoplasmic reticulum calcium ion homeostasis. Gene Ontology annotation, molecular function: transmembrane transporter binding. Gene Ontology annotation, cellular component: endoplasmic reticulum membrane. NCBI's taxonomy places the organism in Eukaryota, Metazoa, Chordata, Actinopteri, Osmeriformes, Osmeridae. Bases 261 to 1556 code for a protein of 431 amino acids.